AUGUCUGGCUCCCUGGCCGGAAGCGCGGCGAUACUCGCCAACAGUUCCAAGCUUCAUGCUGUUAUAGCCGGCUCGGGUCAUUUGGCUUUGAAGGAAUUGAAAGCAAAGCUUGAUGGGGUCAAGUUCUCUGCGACAAGGGGACUAAUGGGGAAUUACGAAAUUCAAGCUGACUCCAGUUUUGAAUCUCGAAGUCCAGAUGCCUCAAUCAAGAGCGAAGAAAAGAAACACCCCUGGGCCCCUCUAUCAGUUCAUCUCCCAGUCAUUGUAGCGACCUUUGCCGCUCCGAUAAUCGCCAUUGGUGUGCUUGAGCUUCUAUACCACAUUCUUAGAGACGAAGGCCAUCUUGUGCAGAUCAAUGGAGAUACGGCUACGUUAUCAUACAUCAUUCGCAUCGCAUCGACCCUGAUCGUCUUUGGUAUAGCUACAAUGAUCAACAACCUGGACUCCACCAUUGUCGUUUUUGCUCCUUACUCGAAUCUGCGGUUUGGUAGCGCCCCGGCCGAUCGGAGCAUUCUCUUCCAUCUCCUCUCGGUCAACCCGUUCCUCGUUAUGUUCAAGUCUCUUCAGCGCCGCCAACUUGGACCAGCACUAUCCAACGGGGCGACACUCAUUGCAGGAUUCCUGACUAUCAUAGUGUCUGGUCUUUGGACACCGGCCAACUCCUUGAUCAGUAAUCAGCCUUCGGUCGCAGCUGUAAACAACUGGGAUCGUACUUGGUUUUCUAACGCUAGCUAUGACGGAGGCGCGGCCUCUGGUUUGAACCUGAUACGCUUCGGCGGCGCGAGAACACCCACAGGGAUCUGGAAAGAUGUGGUGGUACCCAAGGUGUCCCUCUCAGCUGAUUUUGCGGUGUCGGACAGCGUGCGUCGUAGCGCUAAUUACUCCUACGAUGUGUUGGCUCUCCAACCCUCCUUGAACUGUACCAUCAUAUCACAGGAUGAUAUAUCAACCAGGAACAUGAGCUAUCAAGUGUCGGCUGGGCGAAUGGGCAUGUACGCUUCGGCAACUGGCACAUUAAUCACUGUUCAGCCCCCAGGUAUAGAUCGACGGUGCUCUAAUUCUUCGAUCAACGGUUUUGCGAACCUGACCUUCGGAAUGGAACUCCGUACUACGGACCCAAGGUGGAUUGGAAAGUACUUUGAUCUACCUCAAUCGACUGCAGGUCAGGUUUUCGUCGAUUGUCCGUCAAUUGGCAUGGUAUUUGGCAGUGUCACCAGAAACAUAACAAUAGAGAAGGAUCUCACAGCUAUGGUUUGUUCUCAAGGAAUCAAGCAAGUUCCCGUGAGAUUGACAUACAGCGGGAAUCCGGCCCUCGGGAAAAUCGACAGUAUGCAUACACAUGGUGAGUACAAGAGCGUACAGAAUGGCACAAGCAAGGUGUAUACCCUAGGGUAUAAGCUCGAGGGGUUUCUAGACGCAAACCUUUUUUCUUUUCCUGCCAACUUAUCGGCCGAGUUAUAUGACUCCUUUUUUAAUCACCUACUGCUUCGCCCCAAGGGCUAUUCGCGAGAUGACCUCUCAGGGCUCAAGAAUGCGGAUAAGUUCGUUCGGGCGGUGACACAGGACUACAAUGAGUACCUCAGGCAUGUCAUCAAUCGCAAUUUCAGAGCCGGAAAACAGAGUCCUAUUGUUAACCUUCUGAGCGCUACCGAGGACAAAUCUGCAAGGUCUCUAUCGACCCACUCGAUGAUCACUGGCGAGUUCUCCGCUGAAGUGACACAUCUCAUCGUCGACAAAGCAUCGAAGCUCAUCCUCCAGGUUCUCCUUGGCACUAUGACAGUCCUCAGUUUUAUAGGCUUCUGUCUUGUCAAGAUAAAAGGGACUCUUCCUCGGGAUCCCUGCAGCAUCGGAAGCACCAUGGCCCUGCUUGCAGACUCGCAGAUAUGUGACCCAAAAUCCGGUAUUAUUCCUGGGGCGGCGCAGCAGAUGAGUGAGAGCCAGUCGACGAGGGUGUUUGACGGAUGGAUCUUUAGCCUUGGAUGGUGGAGUUCUGGCGCUUCGGUUGCUCCUAGCCUAGCACCAGAGGAUACACAUGUUUCGGAUACUGCUCGGAAAUUGGACAGUGGCAGAGUCAUCACAGAGAUACACGGCGGGAAAAGAUUUGGUGUUGAUGUUGGAAAAGCCAAUGGCUAG
This is a messenger RNA of Fusarium sp. VM40, 2133 nucleotides long. Lineage: Eukaryota; Fungi; Ascomycota; Sordariomycetes; Hypocreales; Nectriaceae. The record is from the annotation of a GenBank genome assembly.